CCAUUCCACCACAGACAUUUUAGAAUAUUAUGCAUUUCAUAUCCGUUUUUAUCUUCAAUCAUUAGUUUUUCAGCGUCCAAUGUUUUACUGUUGACUCGCGCACGUCGAUUACCGACCGAUCAAAACAUUCCCUCAUGGGUGCCCUCGAUUACUGUUGUUCUUGUCUACCCGACUUUCGUAAGUGCCGUCUGAUUGAGCAGUGCAUGCUCUGAUUUGCUUUCAGGAGCCGUGUUCAAGUAUUCUGGCAUCUCGAACGCGCACGCCGUCAUGUGGCACGAAGCUAGAAAACAGGAGAAAAAAAUUCGCGGCCUCUUGGUCGAUUAUCAGAGACGAGCGCAGCGGCGGAAGGAUUAUUAUGAAAAAAUUAAAGCUGAUCCCACGCAGUUCUUACAGCUCCAUGGCAGACAAUGUAAAAUACACAUCGAUCCUGGCAUCGCUAUAGCUGCUAAUAGCCCUGCGACCAUGAUGCCGUGGCAAGGAAAUGAAGAAAUAAUGAUCGAUCGAUUUGACGCCCGAGCUCAUUUAGAUUUCAUUAGAGAACCAAAGAAUGAUGACGAAGAAGAUGAAUUGUCGUAUGAAGAACGUCAAUUAAACUAUGAACGUUAUCGUAUUCUUGUUCAAAAUGAGUUUUUAGCAAUUUCCGAAAAUAAAUUUUUACAUCAGCUCUAUUUGGAAGAAAAAUUUGGUCCUGUAGGAAAAUCGGAUGCUGAUGAUGCUAAAAAAAAAUCUACUGCUACUGCUGCUAUUCCCUAUAAAUAUAGUGAUGAAGACACCAUACAAACUGAUGAGUCCAAGAAAUAUUUAGAUAUAAAACCUAAAACUGAUGGUUCUGAUGAAUCUGAUGAGGAGAGUGAGGUUGAUUUUGAUUUAUCUAUAGAUGUUAGUAAAAUUGGUACUGACCAAGCAAAUGAAUUGAAUUCAACUGCUCAUGGUUUUGGCAUGACAACUAAUGACUUCUAUAGCUUUCUUAAUAAUGAUUUGGAAGAAGCUGAAAAUAUUCAAUUAGCUCGUUUAGCUGAAGAAGAAAAGGCCAUGUUUGCUGGACGACGAUCCAGAAGAGAGCGCCGAGCCUUUCGAUUAAAAGCUUUAGAAGGCAAAGCUUUAAGCCCUCUUAGUUAUGCGACUAGAAAAAGUCCUAGUUAUACUGAUUUUGAUCAAUUAUCAUCAAUGAUGACAUCUCGAUCGCCAACUCCUGAAAACUCUGGCCAAGUGACCUACAUUACUAGUUUUGGUGAUGAAGAGCCAAUACAAAUUGAUAAAUCAAAAAUUAGUUCAAAAUCAAAGUCUUCUUCAAAAAAUCAAACAAGAAAAAGACGAAGUUCUCGGUCCAAAACUCCUCGUAAAAAAUCUAGAUCACCAUCUAAAAAUCAUAGUCGUCGAUAUAGGUCUCGAAGUUUAAAUAAAUCAUUGACUCCAAUUAGAAACAGUGCACAGUUGCCAGUUACUCAAAAACCACCUCCUAUUCAAAGAUAUUAUGGUCGUAGAGGAAAUGACUCAUCAUCAGAAUUAAGUAUUUCCGAUGACGAUGAUGGUCAAGAUAAAAAUACUAAUAACAUUAAACCUCCAUUACCAGAUCUCAGCCUUGCUUCUUCCGGCAAAAAACAGGGCUCAAGUGACAGCAAACCAACUCCACAAGAAUUAAUGAAACGAAAAAUGAAAGUUUUGCUAAACAAACAAUAUAAAGCUGAUAAAAAAGCCCAAAGAGAAAGAGAAUUGAAAAUGGAAAGAGAGCAAAUUGAACGAGAAGAAGAAAUCAAAGAGUUAUCUUUAAAAAUGAGAAGAAAGCGACGGCAGUUACGUCACCCUGAAAAUAGUUCAUUAUCUCGAUCUAAAUCCCGAUCAAAAUCUAGUAGUUCUAAUAGCUCAAGUACAAGUUCUAGUUAUUCCAGGUAUAGAAGUAGUAGGCGUAGAUCGAGAUCGAGAAGUGGUGGGCGUAGACGAUCAAAAAGUGGUGAUUGGCGUAGACGAUCGAAAAGUAAUGAUCGACGUCGUCGGUCUAGGAGUGAUGAUAGGAGAUGGUCAAAAAGGAGCGAAGAACGAGAAAGAUACAGAAGAGAUGAUAGGCGUGAUUAUGAUCGUAGAGAUGAUUAUCGUUCUCGUCGUAGCCCUGAAAGAAGAGAUAGAAGGAUAGACAGAAGAGAUAGUUCACCUAGGAAAGAAAUGAAACAUAGGGAAAGUCCAAUUAGAAAAGAAAUUAAAUCAAGGGAAAGUCCAGUUAGGAAGGAAACUAGACAAAGGGAAAUUCCUGAUCGUAGUAGAUGUGAGAACUAUAAUUAUCGUCCUGCUGCUAAAAUAACUUAUGAAGCAAGUCCAAAACGUUAUUUGCCAAGUACUAAAGUACACUCCGAUAUAAAACCACUUGUUGAUUAUGAAUGAGUUCUAAAAGCUAAUAUUUAAUAGCUCAUUUAUUAGAACUACAAAUAAAUCAAGUUAUUUAUAUUAUUCUACUUAUAAGUUGAUGUAAUGUAUUUUUUUAAGCAAGAACAACAACACUUGAUAUUAUAAGUAACUUUUUAUGUAUUUAAACAUUUAAUAUGUAUUUAAUUUUAUAAUAUUACUUUUGGAAUAAAACCUUUUCAGUUUAAA
Messenger RNA from Sipha flava (yellow sugarcane aphid), 2586 nucleotides. RefSeq names its product CLK4-associating serine/arginine rich protein-like. Bases 268 to 2376 code for a protein of 702 amino acids. The record is from RefSeq and is a predicted model, not a curated record. The transcript is spliced from 16 exons. NCBI's taxonomy places the organism in Eukaryota, Metazoa, Arthropoda, Insecta, Hemiptera, Aphididae.